This is a messenger RNA of Penicillium chermesinum, 1143 nucleotides long. It is a transcript of the gene gmtA, whose product is annotated as GDP-mannose transporter. Gene Ontology annotation, biological process: transmembrane transport. Gene Ontology annotation, molecular function: GDP-mannose transmembrane transporter activity; antiporter activity. Bases 1 to 1143 code for a protein of 380 amino acids. The transcript is spliced from 4 exons. The record is from RefSeq and is a predicted model, not a curated record. Gene Ontology annotation, cellular component: Golgi apparatus. Lineage: Eukaryota; Fungi; Ascomycota; Eurotiomycetes; Eurotiales; Aspergillaceae.
AUGGCCGAGGACAAGAAGACCGAUGACUAUGCCAUCGAGAUGGACAAGUUGGAUAAGAGCAAGGAAUUCGAGGCUGCUCCUCCGCCGCAGCCCCGUGCCGCCCCGUCCAACAAUAUGUCCAGCAACCCCGUCUUACCAGUGCUCGCAUACUGCGGUUCCUCGAUCAUGAUGACCGUCAUGAAUAAAUACGUCCUCUCCGGGUUGGAUUUCAACUUAAACUUCCUCUUACUGAUGGUUCAGUCUGUCGUCUGUAUCGCUGUCAUUCAAACCUGCAAGUCGGCCGGUCUCAUUACGUAUCGCGAUUUCAGCUCCGAUGAAGCGCGCAAAUGGUUUCCCAUCACCCUGCUCCUUAUUGGAAUGAUCUAUACGGGCUCAAAGGCCCUUCAAUUCCUUUCUAUCCCAGUUUACACCAUAUUUAAGAAUUUGACCAUUAUUCUUAUCGCCUACGGAGAGGUUUUGUGGUUUGGUGGCUCCGUCACUGGCAUGACUCUCUUCUCCUUCGGUCUGAUGGUUCUUAGCUCCAUUAUUGCGGCCUGGGCCGAUAUCAAGCAUGCAGUUGAAACCACCGGCGAUACCUCGAGCAAGGUGUCGACUUUAAAUGCCGGCUACGUUUGGAUGUUGAUCAACUGCCUGUGCACCUCGUCCUACGUCCUGGGCAUGCGCAAACGUAUCAAGCUUACCAACUUCAAGGACUUCGACACCAUGUUCUACAACAAUCUUCUCUCCAUUCCUGUCCUAAUCGUGUUCACUUUGUUGGUCGAGGACUGGUCAGCCGCCAAUCUUGCCCGCAACUUCCCUGAAGCCAACCGUAACGGCAUCAUCAUUGCCAUGGUGGUCUCCGGAGCCUCAUCGGUCUUUAUCUCCUACACCUCCGCCUGGUGCGUACGUGUGACCUCCUCUACUACCUAUUCCAUGGUUGGUGCCCUCAAUAAGUUGCCGAUUGCUCUUUCGGGCUUGAUCUUCUUCGACGCCCCGGUCACUUUCCCCAGUGUGUCCGCCAUUGCUGUUGGUUUUGUCAGUGGUAUCGUUUACGCCAUUGCCAAGAUCAAGCAGAAUGCCAAGCCCAAGACCGGUGUCCUGCCCACCUCCAAUCCUCUGGUCAGUGCCAGCAGCCAGAGCAUGCGGGACUCGCUUCGCUCCUAG